Penaeus indicus is the source of this 537-nucleotide messenger RNA. RefSeq lists its product as uncharacterized. The transcript has 3 exons. Bases 1 to 537 code for a protein of 178 amino acids. NCBI's taxonomy places the organism in Eukaryota, Metazoa, Arthropoda, Malacostraca, Decapoda, Penaeidae. The record is from RefSeq and is a predicted model, not a curated record.
AUGGCGGACUACCUUGAUAUGUGGCAAGACAUAGAGACGGUGCUGCUCGGAGACAUCAAGCAGUCGACCACAGAAGCAGCCACCUCGCCCUUCACGCCCACCAACACGCAGCCAGUGCAGCCGCCCGCGCCCCAGCAGCCUCCCCCUCCGCCCUCGUCCGCACAGCUCCCACAGCAGGCGACUCCCCCCCAGUCGCUCCUUCCGCCUUCGCCUUCGUCAGUGUCCGCCCUGCCCACCUGCGCCCCUGCCCAGGUCACCAGCCACCACCAGCACCACCUCAGCAGCACAGUGCCAGCCGCGUCCUCGUGCCACCCGGAGCCCCGCACGCUGUCGCCGCCGUCAGGAGAGACGUACCCGACGCCGGUGGGCACGCACUACCCCCCUCCGUCGCCGUACCCGAUUCACCAGUGGCGAAUCAAGAGCGAAUACGUGGGGGAGCAGAUCGUGCCCGAGGCCAGCUGGGACUACAAGGAGGGGACGUACUGGACGGAGUACUACCCCUCCAACGACCCCUCCGCUCUGCCAACCCCCUGCUGA